CGGUAGGAUGACAGCGUUAAAUAUUAUUUCCUAACCUGUAAAGUAAAUCGAUUGAGUGUACAUUGUUGUUAGAGAUUCGUUGCAGUUUAGUGCCCUUAUAGUUCGAUUCAGAAUGAUGCAAAUGCACCCGAGCUCCAUGAACAUGUCAGCAACGGACUGGAUGGAUGCUGCACACAGCACAGGAACUUCAAUUAUGGCUGCUGAAUUUGAUGGAGGUGUAGUUAUUGGAGCUGAUUCCAGAACUACAACUGGAGCUUACAUCGCGAAUCGCGUCACCGAUAAGUUGACCAAAGUCACGGACAACAUUUACUGCUGCAGAUCUGGAUCUGCCGCCGAUACACAGGCCAUUGCAGACAUUGUCUCUUACCAUUUGAAUUUCCAUUCGAUGGAAUUGGGAACUCAGCCGUUAGUUGAAACUGGAGCCGCUGUUUUCCGCGAAAUGUGCUACAACUAUCGCGAUUCUCUGAUGGCCGGUAUCCUUGUAGCAGGAUGGGAUAGCCGCAAAGGCGGUCAGGUUUACUCCAUUCCAAUUGGCGGUAUGUGCGUGCGACAGGCCGUUUCCAUUGGUGGAUCCGGUUCUAGCUACGUCUACGGUUACGUCGACGCCAACUUCAAGGAAGGAAUGAAGAAAGAGGAAUGCGUGGACUUCGUUACUAACACUUUGAGCUUGGCUAUGGCUCGCGAUGGUUCUUCGGGAGGUGUUGUACGUUUGGGAAUUAUUACCAAAGACGGCGUUGAGCGCAGAGUGAAAUUGGGCACCGAACUGCCCAAGUUCUACGAAGGUUAAUCGAGUUCUCAAGCACUUGAAAUAAAACGUAAUUUACUUCUAUUUUUUUUCGGUCUUUAAUAUUUAAUAAUAAAAAAUUAAUUAUA
Messenger RNA from Nicrophorus vespilloides, 873 nucleotides. It is a transcript of the gene Prosbeta1, whose product is annotated as proteasome subunit beta type-6. The record is from RefSeq and is a predicted model, not a curated record. Lineage: Eukaryota; Metazoa; Arthropoda; Insecta; Coleoptera; Silphidae. Bases 113 to 787 code for a protein of 224 amino acids. Gene Ontology annotation, cellular component: proteasome core complex. The transcript is spliced from 5 exons. Gene Ontology annotation, molecular function: threonine-type endopeptidase activity.